Messenger RNA from Benincasa hispida (wax gourd), 1082 nucleotides. Its product is annotated as Cyclophilin-like peptidyl-prolyl cis-trans isomerase family protein. Gene Ontology annotation, molecular function: peptidyl-prolyl cis-trans isomerase activity. Lineage: Eukaryota; Viridiplantae; Streptophyta; Magnoliopsida; Cucurbitales; Cucurbitaceae. Gene Ontology annotation, biological process: protein peptidyl-prolyl isomerization; protein folding. Gene Ontology annotation, cellular component: catalytic step 2 spliceosome. The record is from RefSeq and is a predicted model, not a curated record.
AAAUGAGGAGAAGAAAUGAAAAUUUGUUUGAACUCCAAGCCAUGGUCUAGGGAUAAAAUAGUACUUUCACUAAAAAGUCAUUUUUUUAUCACUUUUUUUUUAAACUAUAGGCCAAAUUUCAUAGCCCCUCAAAAAGAGACCAUCCGUACACAUUUACAUUUAAUUUUCCAAUUUGCGUUUUCAUUACGAUUUUUGGAACCAGAACCGCAAGUUCGCAAAGCAGCUGUGAAAAUGUCUGUUACUUUGCACACAAAUCUCGGAGACAUCAAGUGCGAGAUUUUCUGCGAUGAAGUCCCGAAGUCUGCCGAGAACUUUUUGGCAUUGUGUGCAAGUGGUUACUAUGAUGGAACCAUAUUCCAUCGCAAUAUCAAAGGUUUUAUGAUACAAGGUGGAGACCCAACCGGCACAGGAAAAGGGGGAACCAGCAUAUGGGGCAAGAAGUUUAAUGACGAGAUAAAAGAGUCACUCAAGCACAAUGCAAGAGGGAUAUUAUCAAUGGCUAAUAGUGGAGCGAAUACGAAUGGAAGCCAAUUUUUUAUAACUUAUGCAAAGCAGCCACAUUUAAAUGGACUAUAUACUGUUUUCGGCCGAGUGAUUCAUGGGUUCGAAGUACUUGACAUCAUGGAAAAGACACAAACUGGACCAGGUGAUCGUCCUCUCGCAGAGAUCAGGCUCAAUCGAGUGACGAUACAUGCUAAUCCUCUUGCAGGCUAACCUUGAAUUAGCAGUAGUUGAAAUGAAGAUGAAUAUUGAUGGCAGUCUCAGUAUUCAAGUGGCAUGAAGCGUUAGUGUUAAGAGCUGCUGUGAUCAGCUGUAAGUCAGCUGUAAGCUGUGUAACGAAACAACAUGAGAGGUUCGAAAUAGAGAAUUAGAAGUAAACCAUACACAACUAACGGAUGGCUUAUGGUAUCUUCAGAGGUACUACGUUUAACUGCUCCUAUAGAAUCGAUUUCGUGAGGGCAUUCUCAUGAAUUUGAUUUUGUAUUUUUAUCUUUCGGUGUAUAUUUAUUUACACUGGUUUGGUUUUGUGCAUCUUGGAGUGUUUGGCAUGCAAUAAAAGCACAAAGUUGAGUUGAUAAUUA